This is a messenger RNA of Rattus norvegicus (Norway rat), 4855 nucleotides long. NCBI's taxonomy places the organism in Eukaryota, Metazoa, Chordata, Mammalia, Rodentia, Muridae. The record is from RefSeq and is a predicted model, not a curated record.
UUAGAAAGUCCAGCCUGGUUCUCAGUGGAGCAAGCAGAGGCUUGUAGAUGGGGGUGCAGCAAGUAUCAGAAAGUCAGGGUGUGCUCUGUUACCAGCUGGGCUGCUUGCCAGGCGGAGGGAAGCUUGGUGUCUCUGAAUGAUCUCCCUUGAGAUUUCCAUGAGGUGGGCUCAUUGCCUCCACAUCGAGACCUUCUCCUCAAGCAUUCCCACUCACAGCCAGCUCUCCUGCACCGUUCUUGUCACUCGGGGACAGGCAAGCUCAUGACUGUUGUAUCUGGAACUGCCAGGUCUUCAUAUCAGAGUAAUGAUGUUAACCUUAAAGGACUCACAUUAAGCAGAGCACAUGGCCUUAAGCCUAUAGAGAUGUGCAGAGCCUUGUUAGAGAGACUGAUGUAAGAUAACAGUGAGGCAACAUGCCCAGCACUUUGUGUCUUCCCCUGUUGAAGACUCACAGGAUCCAGAAUGGGUAAUGGCUGGGAAACUGAGGCACAGAGCUAUUGGGAAUGUUGUUUUAGUGUUGCAGAGUUGGCUACGAGCUGAACCCGUGUUCAGACCCAGGGAGUGUGCCUCAAAUGUCUGUGGGAUUACUGCCAAUGAAUACCUCCUCAUGGUUUGGGUAUACUUUUCCCAGCAAUCUUUAUCCAUCUACACAAAGAUUCUUGCCACUUUUUGUUUAACUGAGUGCCUUAUGAAUGCUAGGCAAGCAUUCUACCACUGAUUUGCAUCAUAGGCAAGCAUUCUACUGAGUUACAUCAUAGUUAAGCAUUCUACUGAGUUACAUCAUAGACAAGCAUUCUACCACUGAGUUACAUCAUAGACAAGCGUUCUACCAGUGAGUUACAUCAUAGGCAAGCAUUCUACUGAGUUACAUCAUAGUUAAGCAUUCUACCACUGAGUUACAUCAUAGGCAAGCAUUCUACCACUGAGUUACAUCAUAGGCAAGCAUUCUACCACUGAGUUACAUCAUGGGCAAGCAUUCUACCACUGAGUUACAUCAUGGGCAAGCAUUCUACCACUGAGUUACAUCAUAGGCAAGCAUUCUACCACUGAGUUACAUCAUGGACAAGUGUUCUACCACUGAAUAUCAUCACCUUCCCUCCCUCUGUGCCUCCUUUCCUCCCUCCCUUCCUUUCUCAUUGUGAUGAGCUGUUUUCCAUGUUGGUCUCUUGGGCUCAGCAGAAGUAUGUGGAUUAUAUGAUGCGUGAGUUCCAGGGCAAGGAGGAGAUGAGGAAGAGCCAAUACCGCCUGCGCUUCCACCUUCCCAUGACCGUCAUCCCCCUGCACCAUGGGAGCGAGGUUGUGAAAGUGGCGUUUUUAACCCAAGGGUUCAAAAAGAUAGGCUGUUUCCUGACUGUCACCAAAGAUGGGAUCCUGCAGUUCUGGUCUGAGACCUUCUCAAUGAUGGAUUCUUUCCGGCUUACUCAGACCAAGCAGUUUGGCCACCAGCAGAUGUGGGUUGUCGACGUGGCAUAUCUGCACAACAUGAACCUCAUCGCUGUUGCCUCGACUGAGCUGAAGAUAGAGUUCUUUGAUAUCAGUGGCUACAAAUGCAUCCGGGCCUUCACCUUUAUUGAUCUAGAUAGCUGUGCCAUGGCCAUGCACUAUUGGACUGACUAUCACAAGGCUGUGUUCUGCUUUGGGGACACCAAGGGCAAUGUCGUCAUCUUCAUCUCGGACAACGUGGUUGGUGGGCUGUUCAACCCACAAAUCCUCCCCCGGACCUCCAAAUGGGAUCACUGGAUCCCUGUCUCCUUGAGGAGGCUCUUGAACAAGAAGUCCCCUCUGUAUAGAAGUUUCCGAAUGAAGGGUCUCCACCCCAACUGGUGUCAGCAGAUCAAGUACAUCCCGCAGUUGAAUGUAGUGGUCUCGUGUUCAGCCGUUGAGAAGUCCUCUCUGGUGCUGAUAAUACUGCCGCCCAAAGAUCCCGAGAGACCCAAGUUAUCAUCACUGAGUUUAAGAAAAGGAAUUCUUUGCUUUGACUACUGUCCGGACCGGAACUUUCUGGCAACUGGCGGCUAUGACCCCCACAUCCGCCUGUGGAACCCCCUGGUCUCAAAAAGGCCCGUGUGGCUGAUGAAGGGACAUCAGACAUCAGUGACACACCUCCUUGUGAGCAGCAAGAACGCCAGCAUCCUGAUCAGCAUUUCCAGGGACAAGAACGUUCGAGUGUGGGAUCUGCAGGACUAUGUAUGCCUCCAGUCUUUCUGCGGGAAGCUUUUCCCCCUGGGCAACUGCCCCAUAACCAGCGCCUACUUCCACAGAAGCAGCACGCUCAUCUGCAGCACCUACAAUAUUGGGAUCCUCAGAGGGUACUUGGAAUCCCAGGGGCCCCUGAAAACAGGGAGGAUAACGACUCACAACACACCGGUGUGCACCAUCCUCUACAGCAAGAUCUUCAAGCAGGUGGUUAGCGGUUGCCUCCAGGGCAUCGUGAGUGUGUGGGACAUCAGCACAGGCAAGAAGAGGAUGGAGUUACCCGUGUCCGGCAUCCAGGAAAGCGAGCUGACGGCCAUGUCUCUGGACGAGUCGGAGAGGUGUCUGCUCACAGGCUUGCGUGACGGCACGGUGCAGAUGUGGAAUUACAACACUGGGGAGUGCCUGCUGACCUUUCCCAACCCGGACAAAGUGGAGAUUAGUGGAAUAGUCCACAUGAACAAAGUGUACUACAUGACCGGGUGGAGUAAGAGAAUCACCAAUUUCACGUUCCAAAAGGCCACACAGACAUUCUCCUGCUACCACUGGCAAAGCUUCCACACAGAGGACAUCCUGAGCAUGGACAAGUAUCAGAACCAGUUCCUUGGGACCUCUUCCUACAAUGGGGACAUUGUUUUCUGGAAUGUCAGCACGAUGAAGCCUAUCUUGAGUUUCAAUGCCUCCAAGAGUCCCUUGCCUUUACAGCCAAAGAAGGUGAGAGAAACGGAGACAUGUGCACCCAAAUCUCCAGCCCAUCUAGACUUUGAAGUUCAAAAGUGGGCACACAAGCCCUGGAAGUCAACUGCCUCCACUGUGAAGCGAAGACUGAUGUCAGCUCCCCCAGUGAUGAAACACUGGAAGGAUACAGAGCAAGAGAGGAAUGUGGCGCAGGAGAAACAUUUCAGGAGUAACAAACCUGGAUUGUCUAAAAUGCUCUUUGAUAAGUCGACCCAUAAACCACCGUUUUACAAAGACGCUCAAAUGAGAAAGGGGGAGUUCUGGCAGAAGAUGCUGCUGCAGUCCAGCGUGUCAGUGGAGAAGAUCAUUUUUCUGCAGACCAGGCCCCGCCUGCCGCACACGGCUGCCCUGCUGAGCAGCUGCAUCGAUGGCUUCAUCUACGCCUGGUCCAUCCAUGGGAACGGGGGUCUGCUGGGAAAGUUCUCUGUGGACCCCAAAGACACUGGGUGUGUCGUGGGUGCCAUGGCCACUGAUGAAAACAACUGGAUCCUCCUCACCGGGGACAGUAAAGGAAAUAUCAAGAUCUGGGACAUCAAGGAUUACUGCUGCUUUAUUGGCCAGCAACCAUUCCACUCCAGUGGGAGCUCGAUCUCUGGUGACACGGAGAAUAAGUUCCGGCUCUUGAUUCCUAAAGAACUCCAGAUCUACUCUCAGCACCACUUGCUACAGAAGGAGAAGGAGGUUGUGGAAGGACAGACCAUUUCUCUGGUUCCCCCACCACUUCUGAUUACCUGGAAUAGCCACAUGGACAGCGUGACAGACAUCCUGUAUGUGGACUCCUUCCGGCUAGUUGUCAGUGCGAGCGAGGAUCGGGACGUCAAGGCUUGGAAAUUCUUUGGUGAAAUGAUAGGAACAUUUGGCCUGGGUCUUUGGAACAGACUACAGGAGGCUGCGGUGACCGACAAGCUGGAGCAGGCCGAAAGUUUGGAGAAGAAACCCGACUUCACUGGUGCUGCCCUCAAGCACUCCUUCCUAGAGCUGGACAAGGAACUGGCUGAAGCUCUGGUGUACCAGCGGCGUGAGCAAGCAGCACUCAUGGCCCUCCUGCACGGGAAAGCUGAGAAAGAAACUGAGGCAUGGUACAGGCUGCAGCAGAUGUCCCUGUUAUCCCCGUGGUCCAAAGAUUCUUCUAUGGAAGACAUUGAGGAGAGCUGGAAUCGAUGGGCCAAGGACAAGCAGGCAAGCAAAAUUGUGGGAGCAGCAUAUAAGCCCAAGUUGCGUGUUCGGAACCCCAAACUCCUGACCUCCAGAGCGCAGUUUAACUGGAUGAGGCAGCAGAUCUCUCCUCAGAUCUACCAAUGCCUAUCCUUUACUGACCUUAAGCCAGUCCAACAGCCUGACUUCCUGAUGCAUAAGAUCCUGGACCAAGAAGGACGGCACAUUCGCUGGGUGGCCAGUGAUAACCGGAGUGAGCUGGAGUUUUUCCGGGGUCAGAUCUUCACAGACAUCACCUCACCUGCCACCCACUCUUCCCUCUCCACUCUUUCUGUGGGGCCAUCGGCCUCCAACUGGUCUACCUCCCUGAAGCCCCAUUCAUCUGGUUCCUUCGUGAGGCCUUCAUCAGCCUCUCCAGUCCAUUCUAGCUCUUCUACAUCACCACAGCAGACCUCGGGUCUGCUCCGCAGAGGUCAGAGACCCCAAGGCCAAUUGUUAUCUCCUUCUUGCAGUAUCCGAAUCCCAGGGGAGCCACCCUCAUGUCCUCUGUGAAGUGGGGCUUCCACCUCAUGUAUUGAGGUGUUCGUUUUUCUCUCUGUUCUGAAGCAGGGGACCUAUAGGGUCUUGCACGUCCCUGGCUCACUCCCUGCCAGGCCUGGAGGAUGCAGCCCUUUCCUCCCAUACUGCUUCUGUCUGGAUAAUUCCAGCUGUCUUGUGGCUCUGCACAAUUCUGGAGAAGAAAAGAAAAUAAAUAUUCUCCUGCAUUAGA